This is a messenger RNA of Saccostrea cuccullata (small rock oyster), 3607 nucleotides long. Its product is annotated as CAP-Gly domain-containing linker protein 1-like. NCBI's taxonomy places the organism in Eukaryota, Metazoa, Mollusca, Bivalvia, Ostreida, Ostreidae. The record is from RefSeq and is a predicted model, not a curated record. The transcript has a single exon. The coding region runs from base 175 to 3381 and encodes 1068 amino acids.
CACCAAAACUAAAAUCAAUGAACAAGGUAUUUGUGCUCAUAGAUUACAGCCAGUAGCACACAAUUCUGUUUUCAAUAGCCUCGAUAACUGUCUGACAUCAAACAUGCCUCCAUUUUAGUGAGAAUUCCAGUGAAAGCCGAGCAGUUGGCCAGCAAACUGUGAACCAGGCACAAGAUGGAGCCCUAUUCUAAUAUGGGGGCAGGUUAUUACAGCCCCAGGAGUUCUCCGAAUCGUUUUGGGGUGAAGGAUUCCUUGGCUCUCUCUUCUGGAGUGUUUCCCGAUGAGGACAGCGGAUUUAAUUCCAGCUUUAGCCUCAGCCGUCUGCCACAGUCUGAGGAUUUUUCACUUUCGCCCCGAUCCCCCAUGGUUUCUCCGGGAGCUAUUGUCAGAUCCAAGUCUCUAUCCCGGCUUAGUGGAUCUUUACCUGUAGUCACCCAGGAGGUGACACCCUUCACACAUAAUCCCUUCAGAAUGGAUCGAUCGUUACGGAAUCUGAAAGGCAACCUGGAGGACAGUGAAAACAGACGACAUGUCCUUGUGCAUAAACUUAGAGAAGCUCAAAGUACACUGGAAUUACAAAGUGAGAGAUUAUCAAAAAUUGAGAAUGCAGCCAAGGGGAAUGCAUUUCUGUUGGAUGACUUAAAACACAAAGAAAGAGAAUACAGGAAAUCUAUUGAUUCUCUACAGCUGUCAGAACAAGAGAAGGAUGUUCUUAAAAUGGAAAACAUCAAAUUAAGGCAAGAAAUGCAAGACAGAAUUGAUAAACUGGACUUUGCCUUACGUUCAUUACAAGCCCAGCAUCAAGUCGCAGAAAAAGAAAAUCAAAAGCGUGUCAUAUUGCUUGACCAGUCCGCUCAAGCUUUAAACAUGUUAGAGACAGAAAACAAUAAACUUAAACUUGACCAAGACAGCAUGACUAAAGAAAUGGCAAUAGCCAGAGAGGCCAUUGAGCUAGCCCGAUCAAAAUUUGAACCCAUGGAGGAAGAGAACAGGGACCUAAGGUCUGAAAAUGCGACCCUAAAGGAACAAAAUGCUGAUUUUACCAGGAAGAUCUCCGAGCUAACAGGCCAAUUAAUGGAACUGAGAAAGCUCACACAGUCGAUGAAGGAUGAGAAUGAAAAGCUGGCCAGUUCCUGGAAAUCACUGUCCGAGGAGAGGCAGAGGUUGGUUAAACAAGUUGAGGGCUCACAGGAAAAGGCUGCCGAAAUGAAAACUAAAGCUGAAGCAGUUUCUGCAGAAAAAGACAGACUGUUCAAAGACAAAAUGGACCUCAACAACAAAUUUCAACAGCUUAUGCUAAAUAAGGAUGAGCUAAGUCAGAUGAAGAUGGCACAAGAAGAACAGAUACAUGAUCUAGAGACUGACUUAGAGAGAAUGAAGAAGAAUUUAAAGAAAAAUGAAGAAGACAAACUUGUUCUCCAAGAAGAAGCAUCUGAUCUGAGGAGGGUGAGUGAUGGGCUGUCAGCAGAACUGAACUCUGUGAGAAAUUACUAUGAAAAAGCUCUUGAACAAAUAAAUGAACUGGAAACUGAAAAACGGGCUCAUCAGCAACAAGGCGAUAUAAGAAAUCAAGAGCAGAAUCGUUUGAAAGGAGAAAUUGAGAGACUAAAUAAGCAACUUAUGAGUAAAACCAAAGAAAUAAAAAAGGGAAGAGAAGAAAUGGACGAGUUGAUUUCAAAAUUAAAAGAUGAUCUUCGUAGUCACAAGGAUGACAACUUUUUAUUGGAAAAUAAAGUUGAAGAACUGACGGCAAAAUUAAACAAAGCCAACGACAAUAUGAAGUAUGCAGCUACCACCAGCCAAGAAGAACUGGACACCUGGAAGGAUACAUGCGAGAGGUUAACUGCAUCUGUAAGUCGCAAAGAAGCAGAAGUGCAAUCUCUCUCUGAGAAAUGUUUAGAACUGGAGGAUCUGACGGCCAAACUUCAGUCUGAAAACCGUCUGCUGAAGGAAGAUAAUGAAGCACUGACAGAGCAGGUGGAAGAUAUCAACAAACUGAAGGACGAAAACAGGAAAAUGAUACAGGAGAAAGCUGAAAAUGAGCAAAUGAUCAAGCUGUUAGAAACUCAGAAAGAGGUUCUGACAAAGAGUUCCGAAUCACAGUUAGCCAAGCUGCAUGACAUUGAGCAACUCACUGCAAGAGUUGAUCAGCUUAGAAAUGAGAAUGAACACCACCGGGCAAGAGUCCUUGAACUGGAAAAUGUCAGAGACAAUUUAGUUAAACAGAAAGAAGAGCUACUGGCAAAUACUGAGCUUAUUUACAAAAAUCCUAAACUUGAAGAACUGCAGAACAGAGUAGAUGAAUUGCAGGAAGCCAACAGACAGUUAAGGGAUAUUAACGAUUCAGCAAAUGAGAGAUGUCAAACACUAGAAGAGGCUAAUAGAGAACUCAAAGAAGCUGUCGGUGGUGAUGGCUCAGUUGUUCCAAAGUAUGAUCUGUUGAGGGUGCAAGAAGAGAGAGAUCGCUUGGAAGAUGAUAUUGACCACAUAAGGCAACAGUAUAAUGAACUGCAGGAAAAACAUCAGAAAUACACAAACAAAUAUGGUCCUGAUGGUGAAGCACAAGAACAAGUCCGCCUGCUGGAGAGAGAAAAGGAGGGCCUAGAGAAACAAGUGGCUCUUAUCAAUGGACAACUGCUUCUGGUGGAGAGUAGUAAGAAGAGAUUGGAUGAAGUGGUGGAAGAUCUGCAGCAUGAAAUUGUUCAUCUAAGGAAAGAACUGGAAGAAGCAGAGAAACAGCCGGUUACUGGGCCAGACAUGAGUGAGCUACAAGCUGAGCUGGAAGAGCUUCGUAGCGAGCUCACUCUGAGCCAGAAGGACAAAAUAAAGCAAGAACACAUGGUGCGAUCACUGAAAGAGGAACUGGAAGAAGAGAGGACAAAGAAGCCCACACAGAUCAGGGAAUCGCUGGAUGAUGUCGGAACCGAGUUAACUUCUAUGAGGGGAGAGCUGCACAAGCUAGUGGGUGAAAUUGAACGGAAAGAACAGACAAUCGCAACACUAGAAAACCAGCUGAGACAAUCCAAGGAGAAGAUUGAGGAUAAAGAUAAAAAGAUACUGGACCUGAAAUCAGGAAAUGGACACUCAACUACCCACAGCUUAGAAGACACUCAACCUAAGUCUAGACUGGAUUCGCUCCGAAAAUCAGACUCAGUUGGAAGGACACAAAGUUUAACUGAGAAAGGAUCUGGUGACCGUCUUCAAUCACUGAUCUCUAAAUACAGAAACUACGGUGAACAAUCAAGUCCGCACCCCGAACGCAAAAUUAAACCUCUACCUCUUAUUAGUAGUAGUGGCAGUAAAAUGGGACUCGUGACCCGUGGGAAAAGUUUCGGACCCGCUGCACCAAAGAGUGAGGACAAAACCAAAAAGAGCACGUGAAUUGUUCAUAUGCGAAAUGUGAAUAAUCUUUGAGGCCCUUAUCCAAAGAUGUGUUUUUACUUAUAUAGUGAAAAAAUAGUUCACUUUUAUUACGAACCCAAAAUUUACAGGACAAUAUAACCUGAUAUCUUUAUAUCUAAAUAGAAGUAUACUUUAUUUGUGUCAAUUCAGAUAUUUAAGAUAAAUAUUGUAUAUUUAUAACUAUCCAUAAAGCAUGUAAAAUGUA